AUGGAAGUUUCUCUUGCUCAGUACAUUGCUCUUCCAGUGGUUACACUUCUUAUAGGAUGGUUAGUACACUGGGUAUACAAAUGGAUUAACCCCACAUGCAAUGGGAUUCUUCCGCCUGGCUCCAUGGGGUUCCCUGUUAUCGGCGAGACCUUCCAGUUCAUCAAGGCAAACUCUUCCUUGGACAUCCCAGACUACUUCAAAAUACGGAUGAGGAGAUACGGUCCUGUUUUCAAAACAAGCUUGUUCGGUCAGCCUGCGGUGUUCACUUGCGAUGCAGAGGUAAACCGGUUCAUCCUUAAGGAGGAGGGCAACGUGUUCCAGAUCGGGUACCCUGAGGCGGUGCGCAAAAUCUUCGGCGGCAAGAGCAUUGACGCAUUCAGGGGUGCAACCCAGAAGUUCAUCCGCAGGUUUUGUUUCACGAUGUUCGGCCUCGAGAACCUGAAAGAGGUGCUUCUUCCUGAGCUGGAGGGUGCCGUGAGAGAGUGCCUUGCAACGUGGGCCACCAAGCCUAGUGUCGACGUGCGCGGUGGCGCGCCAGAUAUUCUCUUUGAGCUCAUGACUAAGAAGUUCCUUAGUUUUGACGCGGCUAAGUCGACGGAACUGAGAAAGAACAUCGAUACACUUUCCAAGGGAUUGCUCUCCUUCCCAAUAUACUUCCCUGGGACAGCAUUUUACCGAUCGAUGAAGGCAUGGAAAAAUGUGCGCAAGACAAUCCGUGAUAUACUGACAGAGAGGUUGCGAACACCUGAUAAGAAACAUGGUGACAUGCUAGACCUGAUUGUGGAACAACUACAUUGUGAAGAGCCGUUGAUAAAUGAGAAUUUUGCUGUUGAUAUGGUUUCCACGUUAUUAUUCGCUGGCAUCUAUACACUGGCUGCAAUCAUUGCUAUAACAUUCAAGUCCCUACAUGAUAACCCUGAAGUUGUCCGUGCUCUCAAGGAGGAGAACCAAGCGAUACUGAAGAACCGGAAGGAUGGUAAUUCUAGGCUCACAUGGGAAGAGUGCAAGUCACUGAGAUUUACUACUCAGGUUACCAAUGAGAUUUUUCGAAUAAGCAAUGCUGCCAUAGGAGUUUUCCGGACAACUCUAAUGGACGCACAAGUAAAUGGUUAUACAAUUCCGGCUGGAUGGAUUGUCAUAGUGAACCCCAUGGCACUACAUCUCAAUGCGGAAGUGUUUGAAGAUCCACUCAAGUUUAACCCAUGGAGAUGGAUGGAUGAGACAAAACGUAGCACACUGCUUAAGAACUUUAUGCCAUUCGGAGCAGGCAUGAGGGUGUGUCCUGGAGCAGAAUAUAGCAAGGCUGUAGUAACACUUCUCAUCCAUGUUUUGGUGACUGAGUACAUAUGGGAGGAAAUCAAAGGCGGAGAUGUAUUCCGUAGCACAGAUGUGAUGUUUCCCAAGGGCUAUCACAUCCGACUUCAACCAAUCACGUAGGCAAAAGGAACUAGUGUUAGUCUAGAGAAAAA
Lolium rigidum is the source of this 1469-nucleotide messenger RNA. RefSeq names its product cytochrome P450 87A3-like. Gene Ontology annotation, biological process: sterol metabolic process. Bases 1 to 1437 code for a protein of 478 amino acids. Lineage: Eukaryota; Viridiplantae; Streptophyta; Magnoliopsida; Poales; Poaceae. The transcript has 9 exons. Gene Ontology annotation, molecular function: monooxygenase activity; oxidoreductase activity, acting on paired donors, with incorporation or reduction of molecular oxygen; iron ion binding. The record is from RefSeq and is a predicted model, not a curated record.